Molecule: messenger RNA, 1932 nt
Organism: Fusarium musae
Lineage: Eukaryota; Fungi; Ascomycota; Sordariomycetes; Hypocreales; Nectriaceae
Exons: 6
Coding region: 1-1932 (643 amino acids)
Biological process (GO): polysaccharide catabolic process
Cellular component (GO): fungal-type vacuole
Molecular function (GO): starch binding; glucan 1,4-alpha-glucosidase activity
Source: RefSeq, a predicted model, not a curated record
AUGUACUUUGUGUCUUCUGCCUUUCUUCUCGGCUCAUUCGUUCUUCAGAGCGUCUUGGGCCGACCAACCUUCGAUGAGAGGAGUCUCUUACAAGAGAGACAGUCUUCGGUCGACUCCUUUAUCAAGUCUGAGAGCUCAAUUGCUAUUGAGCAACUCCUCUGCAAUAUCGGCUCCGAUGGCUGCAACUCCAAGAACGUAGCCACUGGUAUUGUCAUUGCUUCUCCAGACACACAGGAUCCUGACUACUUUUACACCUGGACUCGAGAUGCUGCUCUAGUCUUCAAGUACGUCGUUGAUAGGUUCAUCAACCAGUAUGAUGCUGGCUUGCAGAGGAAGAUCCAGGAGUACAUCGCCUCCCAAGCCAAGCUCCAGGGUGUUUCCAACCCUUCUGGGUCGCUUUCGGAUGGCUCAGGUCUAGGAGAGGCCAAGUUCAACGUCGACAUGAGUGCCUUCACUGGUGGUUGGGGUCGACCUCAGCGAGAUGGUCCAGCUCUGCGUGCGACUGCUAUGAUCACCUAUGCCAACUGGCUGAUUGCCAACGGCUACACCUCCACAGCCAAUGACAUUGUGUGGCCUGUUGUUCGCAACGACCUUAACUAUGUGGCUCAGUAUUGGAAUCAAACCGGAUUUGACUUGUGGGAGGAGGUCAAGGGUAGUUCGUUCUUCACAACUGGUUCCCAGUAUCGAGCUCUCAUUGAAGGUGCCGCUCUGGCCAAGAAGCUUGGCAAGUCGGGAGAAAACUACUCCAACAUCGCUCCUCAGGCUCUCUGCUUCUUGCAGACUUACUGGAUCUCUUCUGGCAAAUACGUCGACUCUAACAUCAAUGUCAAUGACGGCCGCACUGGCAAGGACGCCAACAGUAUCCUGUCGUCCAUCCACAAUUUCGACCCUGCUCUGAACUGUGAUCCCGCCACCUUCCAGCCAUGCAGUGACAAGGCCCUCGCCAACCACAAGGCGGUUACUGACUCUUUCCGCUCAUGGAACAUCAACAAGGGUAUCUCUCAAGGCUCAGCUGUCGCCGUUGGACGAUACGUCGAAGAUGUCUACUACAAUGGCAACCCCUGGUACCUCGCUACGCUUGCCGCGGCAGAGCAGCUCUACGAUGCCAUUUAUGUCUGGAAGCAGCAGGGAUCCAUCACUGUGUCGGACGUCUCUCUUUCGUUCUUCAAGGACCUCGUCUCUUCGGUCUCUACCGGAACAUACGCCAGUGACUCUGCCACCUUCAAGAGCAUCACUGACGCCGUCUCCAAGUAUGCUGAUGGGUAUGUUGCCAUCGUUGCAAAGUAUGUCGGCACAGAUGGCCACCUCGCAGAGCAGUUUGACAAGAACGACGGCCAUCCUCUUUCUGCCACAGACUUGACUUGGUCAUAUGCCGCAUUCCUCUCAGCUGCUGAUCGUCGAGCUGGUGUUAUUCCUCCCUCUUGGGCUGGAAGCGUGGCUGCUGUCCCCAACCAAUGCGGUACCAAUACUGUUGCUGGAUCCUACUCAUCGGCUACUGCAACUUCGUUCCCAGCAUCGCAAACACCCAAGGGUGGUGUGCCCACUCCAACUGGCACCCAGACUUCCACUUCCACUUCCACUUCCAGCUCGUCCACUGGUACCAGUUGCCCUACUGCAACCUCUGUGGCUGUCACUUUCCAAGAAGUUGUCACCACCAACUUUGGUGAUACCAUCAAGAUCGUUGGCAACAUCGCUGCUCUCGGUAACUGGGACACAUCAAAGGCUGUUGCCCUGAGCGCCUCCGACUAUACCGCCUCGAACCCUGUGUGGAAGGCCACCAUUUCCCUAACUGCAGGACAGUCCAUCCAGUAUAAGUACAUCAACGUUAAGAAGGACGGCUCUCUUACCUGGGAGAAGGACCCCAACCGCACCUACGCUGUUCCUAAGACAUGUGCCACAACGGCUACCAAGUCUGACAAGUGGCAGUCUUGA